Molecule: messenger RNA, 1380 nt
Organism: Siniperca chuatsi (mandarin fish)
Lineage: Eukaryota; Metazoa; Chordata; Actinopteri; Centrarchiformes; Sinipercidae
Gene: pabpn1l
Product: PABPN1 like, cytoplasmic
Exons: 6
Coding region: 199-990 (263 amino acids)
Molecular function (GO): RNA binding
Source: RefSeq, a predicted model, not a curated record
UCUCUCACGUGCGCGCUACUGUCAAUCAAUCCAGCGCGUCAUGAGUCUCAUUCACAGGUGAUAUCUAUUAGCUUACCUCAUAUGCUGUCAGGUGUUGCGUCUGUGGACCAUCAAACCUUUUCCUUGCUGUGAGAGAUUAUUUUGGCGGUUUUGGAAAGCUGCAGUCGGCUUUGCAGAUGCCAUGUAUGAGCAGUGAGCAUGGCGGAAAAUCAUCUGGAGUACGGCUACCUGGAGGGCGAGUGCAUCGGGGAGUAUUUCGCCGAGGACCCGGAGCUGGCGGCCAUCAAGGCCAGGGUUCAGGAGCUGGAGAUGGAAGAAGAGACCGAAAGACUGAAGGAGGAGGAGGAAAGGUGUGAUGCAGGAGAGAUGCAACUUCUGACCAGCAGCCCUCGACCUGGACCUUUCUACAAUAUGACUCCUGAGGAGAGGAUAGAUGCAGACAACAGAUCAGUCUAUGUAGGAAAUGUAGACUAUGGAGCUACCGCAGAUGAGCUGGAGAUUCAUUUCAACGGCUGUGGUCCUGUCAACCGAGUUACCAUCCUAUGUGACAGGUUCUCUGGCCAUCCCAAGGGCUUUGCUUACAUCGAGUUCUCUGAUCGAGACUCCGUGCAUAGUGCUAUUGGGUUGCAUGAGACCUUGUUCAGAGGAAGAGUCCUUAAGGUAAUGCCCAAGAGGACCAAUAUGCCAGGCAUCAGCACCACAGACAGGGGAGGACACCGAGGUGGCCACUCCAGAGGCAGAGGCCGUGGUUACCGUCCACCCCGAUACCAGAACAGCUCUCGAGGCAGGUUCCGGUACCAGUCAACCAGGCCACAGCAUCAAACACCCCACCCUUACUACGGCGGGCCCUCAGUGGGGAAGAGACAGUGGGGACACAUGGACUACCAUGAACAGAUGCCUAAACGUUACCCAUGUCUUCUUCUCAUCACCCCACCUUCAGAAGAGUUGGGGGCAGGGUCAAGCGGACCGCACUACCCUCAACAGCGCUAGCACUACCCACAGCAUACAUACUAAAGUGCGUGACUAGAACUGAUUAAUUUUAAGGAGUGUUUCCAGGCAUUACUGAGUUGAGCACCAUGUGAGACAGCCAGAAGGGACAGCAGCGAUGACUUUGCAUUGCAUCCCAUCAUCAGUCCUUCAAGUAGGUGAGAUGUGAAGAAUGAAGACUAGGGUCAGAGGUGUUGCAUUAUAAGCUUAUGUUGCUGUAAAUGCAUGGGACAAUCCUCAAAUUGUUAUGCAGUUUGCGUCUCUUACUGUUUUUUAAAAACGGACGCGAAUAUAUUGUGUUGCUGCCUGCCAUGUUACGUAUAAAUCCUCCCUAUGUAUAACUUAAGUUCUUUGCUAUGUGAAUGAAUGAAUAAAUAAAACAAUGAUCUGGUG